UUCACACGUCUAUAAAGAAUCACAUGAUUAGUUAGUUUUCACGUGUAUACAUAUCAAUAUCCCACUUAAUGCGCACGUAUAUGUUUCUUGAAAGCUUGUGUUCCUCUGUUCCUUUGUAAAUUUAUGAGUUACAAAUCUUUUUUUUUAAGGAAACCUUGUGUUCCUCUGUUCAAGUUGUUGUAGCCUCCACUGCCAAACUCCCUAGCUUUACCUCGUAAACCUCAAACCUUACUUUGAUACUCACAUUUCCAUUGGUAAUGGUUUCCUCAACCAUUUGAAUAUUAUAGAGCUCAGAUCUUGAAGUGUGGAUAUAUUCUGAACAUGGGUUCUCAGAUUUGGCUGUUGGGGCUGUGCUUUUUGAUGUGUGUGUUCAGUUUCAUUUCUGUGAGCUCAAAGGCUCUGGUUGGAGAUGGGACUGUUUUCAUUGAUGGGAAAGCAGCCAUUGGGAGGAUUGAUGACGAUUUUGUUUGUGCAACAUUGGAUUGGUGGCCCCCUGAGAAAUGUGACUAUGGGACAUGCAGCUGGGGUCAUGCUUCUCUGCUCAAUCUGGAUCUUGGCAACAAUAUCCUAUUAAAUGCAAUAAAAGCUUUUUCACCCUUGAAACUUAGACUGGGUGGCACUUUGCAAGACAAGGUCAUAUAUGAUACUCCUGAUGAUCAGCAACCUUGUGUUCCUUUUGCUAACAAGUCAUCAGAGAUGUUUGGUUUUACUCAGGGUUGCCUACCCAUGAAUAGAUGGGAUGAAUUAAACACCCUCUUCGAAAAAGCUGGGGCUAAGAUUAUAUUUGGGUUAAAUGCUCUCUAUGGACGAUCUAUACAUUCUGAUGGGUCUGCUGUAGGAGCUUGGAACUACACUAAUGCUGAAUCUCUUAUACGCUAUACUGUCGGAAAGAACUUCACUAUCCACGGUUGGGAGCUUGGAAAUGAAUUGAGUGGGAAUGGAGUGGGAACGAGAGUUGCAGCAGAUCAGUAUGCCUUAGACACUGUUGCAUUGCAGCGCAUAGUCCAAAAUAUUUACAAGGAGAUUGAACCCAAGCCGAUAAUAAUUGCACCAGGAGGAUUCUUUGAUGCAAACUGGUUCAAAGAAUUCUUAAAUAAGACAUCGAAAUCUUUGGAUGUUGUCACCCACCACAUAUAUAAUCUGGGGCCAGGAGUUGAUCAGCACCUUGUUGAAAAGAUUCUUGAUCCAUCCUAUCUUGAUGGUGAGGCUAACACAUUUAGGAGCCUCCAUAACAUAGUCAGGAGUUCUGAAACUUCAGCAGUUGCAUGGGUUGGUGAGGCCGGAGGGGCUUACAACAGUGGCCAUAAUCUUGUCACUAAUGCCUUUGUGUUUAGUUUCUGGUAUUUGGAUCAGCUUGGAAUGGCAUCCUCUUAUGACACAAAAACAUAUUGCAGACAGACGUUCAUUGGUGGGAACUAUGGUUUACUCAACACCACUACCUUUGAACCAAAUCCGGACUACUACAGUGCUCUUCUUUGGCACCGAUUAAUGGGAAACAAUGUUCUGUCAACGAGCUUUUCUGGAACAAAGAAAAUACGUGCUUAUGCCCACUGUGCAAAACAUUCUAAGGGAUUCACAUUAUUAUUAAUCAACUUAGACAACAGCACCACUAUUCAGGUCAAAGUAGCCUUCAAUCGUACUUCAAGUUCGCGACAUAAACACAAGUUUCAUAGAAAACAUAUUCGGCUGCCUCAAGGUUAUAAAAGUGAAAAUGAUAGAGAGGAAUACCACCUUACAGCAAAAGAUGGGAAUUUACACAGUCAAACCAUGCUGCUAAAUGGGAAAAUUUUAACUGUAAAUUCAUCUGGGGACAUACCUCCAUUGGAGCCUUUAUAUGCAAAUUCAUCAAGCCCAAUAUCAGUAGCUCCUUUCUCCAUUGUAUUUGCUCACAUACCAAAUGCUGUUCCCCCUGCUUGCAGGUAGGAGGCUAGAUAGAGCUAAAAUUGGUUCGAUCUAAUCUAAUAAGAGACUGAAUACUAAGGCAACGAUUUCAUUCUUUUUCCGUCA
This is a messenger RNA of Quercus robur (English oak), 2007 nucleotides long. RefSeq names its product heparanase-like protein 3. The record is from RefSeq and is a predicted model, not a curated record. The transcript is spliced from 9 exons. NCBI's taxonomy places the organism in Eukaryota, Viridiplantae, Streptophyta, Magnoliopsida, Fagales, Fagaceae. Gene Ontology annotation, molecular function: beta-glucuronidase activity. Bases 322 to 1923 code for a protein of 533 amino acids. Gene Ontology annotation, cellular component: membrane; plant-type cell wall.